AUGGGCGUAGAGACAAUCCUUGAUGUCGAGGAAUCGACAGAGCCUCCUAUAUGUGGUUAUAAGGAUCCUACACCCAAUGUGAAGUCCUGUGCUACUGAGCAAAAGUCUAUCUUGCAUACAAGAGAACACCCUACAAGUACAGCCUUGAAUCAACCAAACAGAGAGCCGCCGGAUCGUAUCGCACAUCUUACCGAGCCAACACAACUUGCAUUAUCUCUCCAGACAGAUCUUCGAAAUGGCCUGUCAGACACAGAAGCGGCGGUCCGCCUCCAGCGCGAUGGUCCGAAUACCGUGCGUGAAAUGGAGAGUGUCUCCGUCUGGGGGAUACUGCUAAGGCAGGUGUCCAACAGUCUGACACUGGUCCUCCUCAUCACUAUGGCCCUAUCUUUUGGAAUCGAUGAUUACAUCGAGGGUGGUGUAAUAACUGCAGUGAUUGUCCUGAACAUUGUGGUUGGUUUUAUCCAAGACUACCGCGCCGAAAAGACAAUCAUGUCACUACAUCGUCUCUCCGCGCCAAUUUGCCGAGUCAUUCGAGACGGUCGAAUUGCAUCCGUCAAGGCUGAAUCGCUGGUUGUCGGCGAUGUAGUUCAGCUAGCAGUUGGAGAUAUCGUUCCCGCCGACCUUCGCUUGUUCGAUGGUAUGAACGCCUCAAUGGAUGAGGCACUUCUGACGGGUGAAUCCCUGCCGAUACUGAAGACUCCACAUCUCACGUUGACCUCACCUGAUAUUCCGAUCGGUGACCGAACCAACAUGGCAUAUUCAGGGUGCAGCACGACCCAGGGUCGAGCCAUGGGUCUUGUCAUCGCAAGUGGCAUGAACACGGAAGUUGGAAAGAUUGCGCAGCUGCUUCAAGCUCAGCCUAGCUCCGGAGACUCUAGCCGCUUCGUCAAAGUGAUCAAGAAAGUGCAGCUGUUCUUCAUGAACAUCCUGGGCUUAGUCGGGACACCUUUGCAGGUCAAGUUGAGUAAAUUUGCCCUCUUGCUAUUUGCACUGGCUAUCUUGUUGGCAAUCAUUGUCUUCUCCGCUAGCAAAUGGGACGUCCAGGGCGAAGUCCUCAUUUAUGGCAUUUGUGUUGCUGUCGCAGUCAUUCCAGAGUCCUUGAUUGCUGUCCUUACAAUCACAAUCGCGGUUGGAACCAAGGCAAUGGCAAGAGGAAACGUCAUUGUUCGAAAACUUCAAUGUCUCGAGGCUGUUGGUGGUGUCACGAAUAUCUGUUCCGACAAGACUGGAACAUUGACUCAGGGAAGAAUGAUUGCUCGGUCUGCGUGGAUACCAGGUGCUGGUACCUUGACUGUGAGCCAGACGACGGAUCCAUUCGACCCUACCAGUGGAUUAGUCCAACUAGAUGAGAUUGAUUGGAGCUCAAACACGCCUAUUGAGGAAAGCCCUGCAUUACACACAUUCCUCCACGCUAUCUCUCUUUGCAACCUCUCAACCAUAAACCACGACAACCAGGUAUGGAGUGCAGUUGGAGAGCCUACAGAAGUUGCCCUUCAUGUAUUGGCCAUGAGAUUCGACUUUGGAAAGGCCUCAGUGCUACAGAGGCGGCAGCUUCAGCUAAAUACGGAGUACCCAUUUGACUCUGCUAUCAAAAAGAUGACAGUUGUCUACCACAAUGCACAAGACAAUGUCAAGGAAUGCUACACCAAAGGUGCCCCAGAGACCAUCAUUCCCGCACUCGAGAUUAGCGAGCCGGAAAAGCAGAACAUCAGACACACCGCUGAUCGAAUGGCCGGCGAGGGACUUCGAGUUCUGUGUAUUGCAUACAAAGUUUCGCCUGCUGGCGACGACUCCCAAGUAUCUCCACGAAGCGCCGCUGAAUCAAAACUUCAGUUCGGCGGUCUCGUGGGUCUAUAUGAUCCCCCUCGUGUUGAAACAGCUGCAGCUGUGCGCCGCUGCCAAAUGGCCGGGAUAACAGUGCACAUGCUUACGGGCGACCACAUCAAGACUGCAACUGCCAUCGCGUCAGAAGUCGGUAUUCUCGACCGAGUUGCUGCGGUAGUCAAGUCGGGACGACUCGUCAUGGCUGCGGAUGAAUUCGAUAAGUUGACUGAUGAAGAGAUCGACGCCAUCGAGGAGCUCCCUCUCGUCAUUGCCCGAUGCAGUCCCGCUACGAAAGUCCGCAUGGUAGAUGCUAUGCACCGUCGUCAGGCGUUUUGUGUCAUGACCGGUGAUGGCGUGAAUGACUCACCUGCGUUGAAAAGAGCGGAUGUCGGCAUUGCCAUGGGUAAAAACGGUAGCGAUGUUGCCAAAGAGGCUGCCGAUAUGGUCUUGACAGAUGACAAUUUCUCAUCCAUUGUCAAAGCUGUCGAGGAAGGGAGAAGAUUGUUCGACAACAUUCAAAAGUUCCUGAUGCAUCUGCUUAUAUCGAACAUUGCCCAAGUCAUUCUUCUGCUGAUAGCUCUUGCAUUCAAAGAUGCAGGGGGCGAUUCUGUGUUUCCCUUGUCACCAUUGGAGAUCUUAUGGGCCAAUCUAGUCACAUCUUCGUUCCUCGCGGUUGGCCUCGGCCUUGAAGAAGCCCAGCCAGACAUCAUGUACAGACCUCCCCACGAUCUGCGCAUCGGUGUUUUUACCCGUGAACUCAUCAUGGACAAAAUGAUCUACGGGACAUUCAUGGGCUCCUUGUGUCUCGUCUCUUUUGUCUGUGUAAUCUACGCUGCCGGGACAGGAACUUCGUCUCUAGGCGAUGGUUGCAAUCAAGGAUACAACCCGAGCUGUGAUGAGGUUUUCCGUGCCCGAGCCACGACCUACGCAACCCUCACUUUUCUCCUCCUUGUUACGGCGUGGGAAGUCAAACACUUCUCGCGCUCGCUGUUCAACAUGGAUCCGAUCCGGUAUCCCAAGGCUUCCUCCGUGUUUCCCACAGUGUGGAAUAACCGAUUCCUCUUUUGGGCUGUCAUGGCUGGGUUCGUCAUUGCUUUCCCGGUGAUUUACCUUCCCGUGAUCAACAAAACGGUCUUCAAGCAUCAGGCGAUUGGCUGGGAAUGGGGCGUCGUCUUUUGCUGCACACUUGUUUACCUGGUGCUUGUUGAGAGUUGGAAGGCCGUCAAACGUGCAUUCGGGAUUGGAAGUGGAAAAAAUGCUACUCUUACCCUUGAGGAUGCCGAAACGAGGGCUGGCUUGGGUGCCUUCACCCCACUCUCGAUGAGUGCAAAUGCCAGUGUGGAAUUGAAGUGA
Penicillium brevicompactum is the source of this 3177-nucleotide messenger RNA. Its product is annotated as putative potassium/sodium P-type ATPase. Gene Ontology annotation, biological process: calcium ion transmembrane transport; intracellular calcium ion homeostasis. The record is from RefSeq and is a predicted model, not a curated record. NCBI's taxonomy places the organism in Eukaryota, Fungi, Ascomycota, Eurotiomycetes, Eurotiales, Aspergillaceae. Gene Ontology annotation, molecular function: ATP hydrolysis activity; ATP binding; P-type calcium transporter activity. The coding region runs from base 1 to 3177 and encodes 1058 amino acids. Gene Ontology annotation, cellular component: plasma membrane. The transcript is spliced from 5 exons.